Molecule: messenger RNA, 2019 nt
Organism: Melospiza georgiana
Lineage: Eukaryota; Metazoa; Chordata; Aves; Passeriformes; Passerellidae
Gene: LEKR1
Product: leucine, glutamate and lysine rich 1
Exons: 12
Coding region: 52-2019 (655 amino acids)
Source: RefSeq, a predicted model, not a curated record
ACCCCGAGCCCCCGCCGCUCCCGGAGCCCGCCGCCCAGCCCGCGGGAGGCCAUGGAGCGGCGCGGCCCCGUCCACGCGCUGCCCGAGGAGAUCCGCAAGAUGCCCCGGGACCAGACAGUGUGCAAAUACUGCGGAGUCAGCUACCUGACACUCCACGAGUUCAAGGUGAUGGAGGACAAAGUGAAAGCAAUGGAGAAGGAGAUUAAGGUUUAUAAGGGCAGCCUAGAACGGGAGCAGAGGCUCCAGGCAGAGUUGAAGGCUCUUCACCACGACCUGGAGCGCUGCCGGGCUGAGAGCGAGUCCAAGACGGAAAGGAUAAAAACCCUGACAGUGGAGCUGAAAACCAAGCAGGAGGAGAUGAAAACUGUGAAAGCUGAUUUGCAGUAUUUCCAGGAGGAGAAGGAAGCUGCCUACAAGCAGUCACAGGUGCUCAGAACUACCUUGGAGCACCAUUGCUCCACGCUGAGCAAGGCUGUCUCACUGUUCCCUUUCAUUAGGAGUGAAUUGGACAGUAUUAAAGAGGUCAUCUCCACCAACAUGGAGAGCUUUGCUGCCAUGAAGGAGGAAAUUUUUCGGCAAAUAAAAGCCAUGAGCAAAGAGGCUCUGACAGAAAUACCCAAAUUGAACCAAAAAUUGGCAAAAUCCCAGCGGGAGAACGAGUGCCUGCAGGAGAAGGUGAAGCACCUCACGGAGGUGGCCGACACAGUUGAGCUGAAAACUCAGCAGCUCCAAACUUCCCUCCAGCAGGGCAACGAGCUCCAGAGCCGCUGCCGUGAGCUGCAGAAGGAAACUCUGGAUUUAACAAAUCAGGUGGAGACAGCUGGCCUGCAGCUGCAGAAGGUGACAGCAGAGAUGGAGCACUACAAGAAGCUGUUGCUGGUGAAGUCAACAGAACUUGAUGUCUGUCAAAAUGAACUGAAAAAGAUCAAAUAUGAGAAUGGAAUUGCUGAGUCGAGACUUACAAAAGAGCUGAAGGAGAAGGAGGAAUCCCUUCUCGUUUGCCAACAAGUCUGCAAACAUUUGCAGGAGGAGGUGGCUGAGAAAGAGAGGAGAGAAGAAGAUCUGAAAAGAAGAACUGGGAGAUCAGAGAGUGAGCUGGAAACCCUGAAAGCUCUGCUGGGCCAAACUGAGCAGGAGGUGCUGAUGCUGAAACAGGAAAGGGAGCUGCUGAAGAGCAGGACGGAGCAGCUGCAGGAGACACUGAGGCAGAAGGUGCAGAGUGAGGACUCCUGGAGGGACAAGCUGGAGAUGGACCUGGCCAAGGGGGAGGCUCGGCACAAAGAAGCAAUUCUGAAAGUCAGGGAAGAGGCCAGAGUGGAGCUGGAGCUGGAGAGGCAAAAACAGCAGGAGCUGAUCACAAAGUACCAGAGAGAACACGAGGAGCUCCAGCAGAAGAUCCCAGGUUUAAUAUCCAGUGCCACCAAGAGCUUGAGGAUGGAGAUGGAAAUUCUGGAGAAGAAGCUCCAAGAUGCCCAAAUGAAAGUGGCAGAGAAGGAUGGAGACAAGGAAAAAGAAAUCCAGAGCCUUAAAAGGCUCAUCAGUGAGCUUGAGUUCCAGCUGACCAUGGAAAAGAGCAACAAUGAAUCAUUCCUGGACAAACUGAGGAAAGAAAUUAAGCACAAGUCAGAUGAACUGGAAAAAUUAACCCAGGAGAAGACACAGCUGAUUCACAGUUUGAGUCAAGUUCAGGAGGAGAACUCGGUGCUGCAGGACACGGUGCGCCGCGAGUGCGAGGAGCGCUUCGAGCUGACGGCGGCGCUGGGCCGGGCCCGGGAGCAGGUGCUGGAGCUGCGGCGGCUGAGCGGGGCCCUGCCGGGCUCGCCGCGCUCGCUGCCCGCCGGCGAUCUGCGCCUCGCGGGCACCCUGGGCACGGCCCGCGCUGCCCGCGGCCCCGGCUCGGGCCGGCACGGCGGCAGCAGCGCCGCCUCCCUGGAGCCCCCCAAGGCAAGGGCGGCCCCGCCGAGCGAGCCCCGCGGCCGCGGCCCCGCCGCGAUGAGGCACCGGCCGAGCCAGCUCUGA